Sorghum bicolor (sorghum) is the source of this 1079-nucleotide messenger RNA. Its product is annotated as tropinone reductase homolog At5g06060. The transcript has 3 exons. The coding region runs from base 81 to 881 and encodes 266 amino acids. NCBI's taxonomy places the organism in Eukaryota, Viridiplantae, Streptophyta, Magnoliopsida, Poales, Poaceae. Gene Ontology annotation, molecular function: oxidoreductase activity. The record is from RefSeq and is a predicted model, not a curated record.
UCCAUCGCGACGAUCACUCUAAUUCCGAUCUUCACUACAUUAUAUACAUAUAUACAAGUCAAGAGAUUCAGAGGAAGAAGAUGGUGGCUGUGGGCAUGAGCAGGGCGGAGCGGUGGAACCUCGCCGGCGCGACGGCGCUCGUCACCGGCGGCAGCAAGGGCAUAGGGCACGCGAUCGUGGAGGAGCUAGCGGGGUUCGGCGCCCGGGUGCACACGUGCUCACGCAACGCGGCGGAGCUGGAGGAGUGCCGGCGGCGGUGGGAGGAGAAGGGGCUGCAGGUCACCGUCUCCGUCUGCGACGUGUCCGUGCGCGGCGACCGCGAGGACCUCAUGGCCACCGUGGGUGCCACCUUCGGCGGCAGGCUCGACAUCCUCGUGAACAACGCCGGGCAGUCGCUGUUCAAGCACACGGUGGAGUGCACCGGCGAGGACUACGCGCGGAUCAUGGCGACCAACCUCGAGUCGUGCUUCCACCUCUGCCAGCUCGCGCACCCGCUGCUGCGUGCCACCGGCGGCGGCGGCGGCGGCGGCGGCAGUGUCGUCCACAUCUCCUCCAUCGCCGGCUUCAUCGGGCUACCGGCGCUCGCCGUCUACUCCAUGACCAAGGGCGCCAUGAACCAGCUCACACGCAGCCUCGCCGCCGAGUGGGCCGGCGAUGGCAUCCGUGUCAACUGCGUCGCACCGGGGGGCAUCAAGACAGACAUCAGCAGUGAUAAGACGAUAGACCCGGAGCUGGUGAAGAAGGAGAUGGCGCGGCUGCCCAUGGGGAGGAUCGGCGAGCCGGAGGAGGUGGCGUCCUUGGUGGCAUUCCUCUGCAUGCCGGCGGCGUCCUACAUGACCGGCCAAGUCAUCUGCAUUGACGGCGGCCGCACCAUAGCUUAGCAGCUUGUUGCUAGCUAGUCCACUUGUCACGUUCAUUUAUGUAUGUAUGCGUACGUGACAGACCAGCAGCCGGCACACGUACAUUCUGUUUGUACAUUUUGCGUGCAUUGUGCUGAGGAUGAUUUUCUCGUUCUUAUUUGUAAUCUUCUUGCUAUGCAUCUUGUAUUAUAAUCUAGUUUUUCCUGUGUCAAAAUAUAU